AUGUACAGGAACACACCAACUACACACGUUCUCACAGAGAAGUUGGUUGUCAAAAUCUUGCAACCAAUAUCCAGCUGGAGGAUGGAGAUGGAUAGGUUGAAGGCACAUGUUGAGCAGCGAGUGCCACCGAGACUGCUCGAUAUCAGUGACGCGGUGGUAGGUUAUGCGCAACAGUUGGAGUUUGCUAGGUUUGUUGAGCCGCAAAUCGGAUCGAAUCCGCACUAUUUCAAAAGCGUGCUAAGUCGGUACAUCGAGCAGAUUGAAUCGUGUAGCGAGGAAACUUCGGAUGAGGUGUACGAGUUGCUUGUCGACCCUGUAGUGCUCAACUCGCGCGAGCUCGCGCCUGAUGUGGCUGAAGUUGUCAAGUACCACGUCGGAGGCUUCAGCAGGGCCGAUGACUGCGUAAUGAAGGUCGAGGAGACCCCGCGGUUGAUAUCGGGUGUCAACACCACGGGCUUGCGUACUUGGGAAGCCGCCUUGUUCUUGGCUAACUUUAUAAACAAUAGAGAUGAUGAUGGAGAGAUGCGGGCGCUAUUUAAGGAUAAAGUGGUGUUGGAGUUGGGAUGCGGGACGGGGUUGCUUGGAUUAUCGUUGGCUAAAUAUGGCCUUGUUAGAAGGAUGAUCAUGACCGACGGGUCUACGGCGGUGUUUGAGCACAACCGAAAGUUGGUCGAGUUGAAUGGCUUAGACACGUCGGCUGCUGUCAGCUGGCAGCAGUUGGUGUGGGGAGACGACGCCUUUUGCAUCAAGGAGAAGGUCGAUGUUGUAGUGGGUGCGGAUAUAACUUACGAUUCACGCAUACUAGAGCCACUCUGCAAGACUAUUGAUGGUUUUUUCAAAUCCAACGGGUUGGAAAUGGCCAUCAUUGCUGCUACUGUGCGAAACAUUGAAACGAUAGAGAGAUGGGAGCAGGAGUUGCACAAGCAUUUCAACGGCAUGUGGCAAGUGAGCCACCGGAAUCCACUGCCAGGUCUAAUUGA
Molecule: messenger RNA, 980 nt
Organism: Lodderomyces beijingensis
Lineage: Eukaryota; Fungi; Ascomycota; Pichiomycetes; Serinales; Debaryomycetaceae
Source: the annotation of a GenBank genome assembly